Molecule: messenger RNA, 330 nt
Organism: Carya illinoinensis
Lineage: Eukaryota; Viridiplantae; Streptophyta; Magnoliopsida; Fagales; Juglandaceae
Exons: 3
Coding region: 1-330 (109 amino acids)
Source: RefSeq, a predicted model, not a curated record
AUGUACAGGUCAUCGAGCACGUCUCGAGCUUCCGCUGAGUUUUUGGUCAACCUGUUGCCUGCUGACAUAGGCUCCCCACCUCUGAAAGCUGCAGCUUCCGAUGACUUGCCGAUGUACAAUUCCAUUUCUGAUGCAACCAAAAAAGAUGUUGCUUUCCAUUCUGGGUUAUCUGGAGAGAAUGUCAUUCACCUUAUUCCUGUUAUAUUAAUUCUCUGUGGUUUGAUUCUCUGGAUUUUCUCCCAUCCAGAUUUAGAACGUAGAGAGAUGCAAGAUCUGGGGUCAUGCUCACUGUAUGCGCAAUACACUUCACCACCAAGAGGAGACAUUUGA